Messenger RNA from Salarias fasciatus (jewelled blenny), 1635 nucleotides. RefSeq names its product class I histocompatibility antigen, F10 alpha chain-like. The record is from RefSeq and is a predicted model, not a curated record. The transcript has 6 exons. Bases 1 to 1080 code for a protein of 359 amino acids. Gene Ontology annotation, biological process: immune response. Gene Ontology annotation, cellular component: external side of plasma membrane. NCBI's taxonomy places the organism in Eukaryota, Metazoa, Chordata, Actinopteri, Blenniiformes, Blenniidae.
AUGGCCGCGAGCAGGGUUGUAUCAACUAGUACAGAAGAAGAGGAAAACUCGCCAGAAAAAAUUCACUCUCUCAAGUUUUUCAACACUGGAUCAUCUCAAGUUCCAAACUUUCCAGAGUUUGUAAGUGUGACUAUGGUGAAUGAAGUUGAGAUUGAUUACUAUGACAGCAACACCAGGAGAAAAGUUCCCAAACAGGACUGGAUGAAUGAAGCAGUCGACUCACAGUACUGGGACAGAAACACUGAGAGGUUGAUGGGAACUCAACAAUCCUUCAAAGCAAACAUUGAGAUCGUGAAGCAACGUUUGAACCAAACUGGAGGUGUUCAUAUUGUCCAGUUCAUGUAUGGCUGUGAAUGGGACGAUGAAACUGAUGAAGUGGGAAAUGGAUUUCAUCAAUACGGUUUCGAUGGAGAAGAUUUCCUCUCUUUCGACCUGAAGACAGAAACAUGGAUCGCUCCAGUUCAACAGGCUGCUCCCACCAAACACAAGUGGGACAAUGACAAAGCUCUUUUGGCUCGGUGGAAGCAGUACGUCACAACAGAAUGUGUUGAUUGGCUGAAGAAGUAUGUGGAGUUUGGUCGGAGCUCACUGAUGAGAAAAGAUCUUCCCUCAGUGUCUCUCCUCCAGAAGACUCCCUCCUCUCCGCUCACCUGCCACGCUACAGGUUUCUACCCCGACAGAGCCGACUUGUUCUGGAAGAAAGACGAGGAGGAGCUCCAUGAGGACGUGGUCAAAGGAGAGAUCCUCCCCAACCAUGACGGGAGCUUCCAGAUGAGCGUUGAUCUGGAUCUUUCAGGGCUCAAAGAUGAAGACUGGGGGAGGUACAGCUGUGUGUUUCAUCUGGCUGGAGGACAGGAAGUCUCCAAGAGACUGGACAAACGGGACAUCAGGACCAACUGGAAGACAAAUGAUGGAGGGUUUCCCACUGGAGCUGCUGUUGGAAUUGUUGUUGCUGUUCUGGUCGUCCUGGCAGGCGUUGGACUCGCCGUCUACUUGAAGAAACGACCUCAAGCCUCUGACACUUCCUCUACAUCAGGACAAGAUCCAUCCAAGAAGAAGAUGUUAGAAACCUCUUCAUGAAAGGAAGAGUCCAGAGAGGCUCCAGUCAUUGAGUCUGAUGGAGCAAGAGCCAAAAGAAAUGAUGGAGAAGUUGCUGAUUGCUCCACUCUGAGCUGCUCUCCAGGACGGGGCUCCUUCCUCCCUGUGGAUUGACUUUGCUUUGGUGGAAUCUUGCUGCAGCUUGUGGCUCUUUGAGUGUGUUUGGAUCAGAUGUUUUGGAGGAGGAGGCUCCUGCAGCAGUUCUCACAGUGACAACUCAGUGAAAAUCCUCUUUGGGCUUCAAUGGACAUGAAGACAGUCUGGAUUAGAACUGAUGUGUUGAGCGAGUUUCUCUCCUCCACUGAUUUCCUCCUGACUAAACUAUUGAUCUGCUUCAUUCACUUGUUGCUUCUCAUCACUUCCUUCUGAUCUUUUCUUGGUUUUAUUUGAUCUCAGAUGGUGAAAUGUUUUGGACUUUGCUUCACAUUGACAGCAGAAACCAGGAGCUUUUUCCUUUAUGGUGUCAGUUCCUCAGAGGACUUUAAAGCAGCUAAAGAGCUGCUUUCAUCUCAGCUUUUGCUCUUUCAGUCAUAUUUA